Messenger RNA from Synchytrium microbalum, 2688 nucleotides. RefSeq lists its product as uncharacterized. Gene Ontology annotation, biological process: ribosome biogenesis. Bases 1 to 2688 code for a protein of 895 amino acids. Gene Ontology annotation, molecular function: RNA helicase activity; ATP binding; nucleic acid binding. The transcript has 2 exons. Gene Ontology annotation, cellular component: nucleus. The record is from RefSeq and is a predicted model, not a curated record. Lineage: Eukaryota; Fungi; Chytridiomycota; Chytridiomycetes; Synchytriales; Synchytriaceae.
AUGGACGACGAUUUAGUAUUGAAUUUCGCAUCAGUGGAUUCAGAGCCUGGUAGAAACAAUGUCACAAAGAGCUCAUUGCUAAACCGACUAAAGGGAAGUUGGAAGGCCAGAAGACUUCGAGCUCAAAAGAUUGUACACCGUAAUUAUAAAGCUGAUCAUCCUACUGCUGCUCCCGCUACUGGAUCUGAAGGCAAUGGCCCAUCAUCACCGGCAGCAACUGAUUCAGAUGGCAAGAUCAUCAAACGACAGAAAACGGGUCAUGACAAUGACACUGUGAUUCCAAGACCAUCUAUAAAUAGCAGACCAGGAAAGAAGACAGUCACUAUAUCAUCUCUAUUUACAUCAAAUCCAACAUCUAAUGUCUUGUUUGCUGCCCAACUCGCUGCAAGCAGACAAGAACACGGUGUCAUGUCAACUGCUGCCUCGUUUGAAGAAAUCGGUCUAGAUCCAGUAUUGACGAGGAAUCUGUCAACACGAUAUUCAAUCACUGUGCCAACGCAAAUCCAGAAAAUUGCUUUGCCAGCUCUCAUAUCGCCCACAGCAGACCAUGAAUCGGAUGUAAUCAUGAAGGCUCAAACGGGGUCUGGAAAGACAUUGGCGUACAUGCUACCAAUUAUACAUAAACUGCUGAUUUGUGAAGAUCAGGGGUUUACACCGGAUAGAACGAUGGGACUACUUGCAUUGAUACUGGCACCAACUCGUGAGCUGGCACAUCAGAUAUAUGCUGUGCUAGAAAAAGUAGUGUCGUAUCCAGCUUCCCUCGUACCUAAACGUCGUCAUUGGAUGGUACCGGGUAUACUAGCCGGUGGUGAAAAGAAGAAAUCGGAAAAGGCACGUCUUCGUAAAGGAAUACAUGUACUGGUCGCUACUCCUGGUCGUCUCCUAGAUCACCUACGCACAACAGAGGCCUUUCAAACUAGUGGUAUUAGAUUCGUAGUGCUGGAUGAAGCGGAUCGUCUCAUGGAUUUAGGGUUUGAGAAGGAUUUGACUGAUAUAAUGAUGAUUCUGGAUGCAAGAAUGAGUAAAGCUAGUAAUGAUACUCGGCCCUCGAUUCGUGGAUGGCCUCGUGGUCGCCAAACGCUACUGUGCUCUGCUACUGUCAGUGAACAGGUAGAUGCGUUGACCAAGAAGGCACUCAAAAAUCCUAUAUUUUUGGAUGGUGGACGUGGUGAAGGUGAUGAAGUCAUUAAAAAGGUUGAUCUCGCUGUGGAGAGUAGCAUUAAAGCCAAAUCUGCUGAUGAUGCUGAUAACGACGAUGAAGACGACGAUGAUGAAAAAGAUGAAACAACAUCAGCCGCAAAGAAACCAUUCGUCGAAGAAUCUCUAACAAUACCCAGUCAACUCGAUCAAACGUACAUAAUCGCACCUGCCAAACUUCGAUUAGUGACGCUAGUUGCUCAAUUAAAGGUCUUGGCUGCUUCUUCAAAGGAUACUUUCAAGGCUAUAGUAUUCAUGUCGUGUAAAGAUUCUGUUGAAUUCCAUCAUCGUAUACUUGGUCAGCCUCACGAAGUGGAUAAUAAUGAUGAAACAAGUAAUGGUGGUGGUGGAAGACGAUAUGGUAGUAAUAGCAAUAGAGAUGCUGAUGCACGUGGCGGUAAUGGUAAUGGUCGUGAUCGACAAGGCACUGAUGGUGACCAAACCACUGAUACUGACCCAAAAAAGAACGUUGCUGACAGACGAAACGUCCAUGAUGACCGACGUAUAGAUACCACAGAGAAAAAGACAGGUACACCAGCCGACCUGACAGCCAUAAAAGUAACCACCCCCGAAAUCGGCAUCCCCACAGCCCACAUCCCAAACACUCUCCUAUACAAGCUACACGGAGACCUGCCACAUCCGGCCCGAAUGGCCUCCUUCAACCACUUCAAAUCCCAAAAUCGAGCAAUCUUAUUCUGUACAGACGUCGCAGCUCGUGGUCUAGACCUCCCCGAUAUAUCCACCAUCAUCCAGUACGAUGCGCCGUUUGAUCCAAAAGAAUACGUGCACCGUGUAGGUCGUACUGCUCGUAUGGGACAUGCUGGUAGAGCAGUCUUGUUUCUGCUACCGUCAGAAGCUGAGUAUGUAAAUGUGUUGACUGGGAUGGGUAUCUCGCUACGUCAGGUUGUGAAUGAAGAUGUGCUUAAAGAGGCGUUCUUGAAGCCGUAUAAGAAGAUGCUGAAGGCACAGUAUGCUGCUGCUGAUGGGACAAGGCCACGGAUAGAUAGGUCUAGGAAGCUCACGUUUGAGGAUUUGACUACGGAUUUGCAAAUGGAUUUGGAGAGAUUGGUCGAAUCUGACAAGGAGGUCGCCGAACUAGCCAAAAAGGCAUACAAGUCACAUCUACGUGCCUACGCUACACACACGUCACUUCAAAAGCACAUGUUCCAUAUAAAACUUUUACAUCUAGGCCACAUGGCUAAAUCCUUUGGGUUACGUGAUGCACCAGCCGACAUCCAUAUGCCUGGAUCGUCUGGAUCGUCAUCCGCAAAGAAGAAAGCAUACUCGUCUUCUCUAUCAGCUGCAGCAGGCAAAGCUGCCGGUCGCAGAAUCAUAAAGAAGGGACAAAAGGGUGCCAUCAAGGCCAACUUUAAGCCGAUACGUAAGGAUAGUGUGUAUGCCAUUACAAAGCAGAAGCAGCCUAUGAGUAUUACGAGUGAGUUCGGUGAUGGUGGAAGUGGUGUUUUGAGUGCUCGUCGACUGAAACGUUGA